AUGUUCAUGAAUCUGUUCAAGGCCAUGCCCGCCCGGGCUCCGGCCUUCGCCACCAUGAAGCCCCAAGCUCGCUUCAUGGCCACCGUCCGUCAGCGUGCCGCGCUCGAGCCUGCGACCUUCACCAUCCGUGACGGUCCCAUGUUCACCGGCAAGUCCUUUGGCGCUCGCUCCAACAUCUCUGGUGAGGCGGUCUUCACCACCUCUCUGGUCGGGUACCCUGAGUCCCUGACCGACCCUUCCUACCGCGGCCAGAUCCUGGUCUUCACUCAGCCUCUAAUCGGCAAUUACGGUGUGCCGUCUGCAGAGAAGGACCCCAACGGUCUUCUCAAGUACUUCGAGUCCCCCAACCUGCAGGCGGCUGGUGUGGUCGUCGCCGAUGUUGCCGAGCAGUACAGCCACUGGACUGCCGUUGAGAGCUUGGGUGAAUGGUGUGCGCGGGAAGGUGUUCCGGCCAUUUCCGGCGUUGACACUCGUGCUAUCGUCACCUACCUCCGUGAGCAGGGUUCGUCCCUGGCCAAGAUCACGGUCGGCGAGGAGUACGAUGCCAACGAGGAUGAGGCCUUCACCGACCCGGAACAGAUUCACCUGGUGCGUCAGGUUAGCACCAAGCAGCCUUUCCACAUCAGCGCUGCCGAUUCCCACUCGCACGUGGCUGUCAUCGACUGCGGUGUCAAAGAGAACAUCCUGCGGAGUCUGGUGAACCGUGGCGCUAGCGUCACUGUUUUCCCCUUCGACUACCCCAUUCACAAGGUUGCCCACCACUUUGACGGUGUUUUCAUCUCCAACGGCCCAGGUGACCCCACCCACUGCCAGGACACCGUCUACCACCUGAAGCGCCUGAUGGAGACCUCCCAGGUCCCUAUCUUCGGUAUCUGUCUGGGCCACCAGCUGCUGGCUCUGGCCGCCGGUGGUCGCACAAUCAAGCUCAAGUACGGUAACCGGGCCCACAACAUCCCGGCUUUGGAUCUGAGCACUGGCCGCUGCCACAUCACCAGCCAGAACCACGGCUACGCCGUCGAUGCCUCGACUCUGCCCUCGGACUGGAAGCCAUACUUCGUGAACCUGAACGACCAAAGCAACGAGGGCAUGAUCCACACGUCCCGCCCCAUCUUCAGCACUCAGUUCCACCCAGAGGCCAAGGGUGGUCCUCUCGACUCGUCCUACCUCUUCGACAUCUACCUUGACAGCGUGUUGAAGUACAAGAACAGCCAGGCCGGUCUAUACCCCCAGCGUGACAGCCGCCCCAGCCCCCUGCUAGUGGAUCUCCUGGCUAAGGAGCGCGUGGGUGUGCAGCCCACCAUCGGCAUGCAGAACGUUGCUGCCGCCGCUGCGGCUGCCGUUGCGGCAUAA
Molecule: messenger RNA, 1350 nt
Organism: Penicillium canariense
Lineage: Eukaryota; Fungi; Ascomycota; Eurotiomycetes; Eurotiales; Aspergillaceae
Gene: cpa1
Product: carbamoyl-phosphate synthase (glutamine-hydrolyzing) CPA1
Exons: 1
Coding region: 1-1350 (449 amino acids)
Biological process (GO): L-glutamine metabolic process; 'de novo' pyrimidine nucleobase biosynthetic process; L-arginine biosynthetic process
Cellular component (GO): carbamoyl-phosphate synthase complex; cytoplasm
Molecular function (GO): carbamoyl-phosphate synthase (glutamine-hydrolyzing) activity
Source: RefSeq, a predicted model, not a curated record